AUGGAGCAAAGUGGAGAGCUUCUAGAAAGUUUGAAAGCUGAGAAAUUACCAGAACAGGUGCCAGAGCACCAGCCUUCGCCUGCAGAACCUGUCGAUGAACUAGUGUCUUGUGUAGAAGCCAAAGAACUCUUGGAUGAAUGUGAGAGUAUUUGGAAGCAGAUGGAAGAGUGUCAAAGCAAACUAACACUUCUAGGAGCAGAAAAACUGCUAGAAUCAGAUGCCAAGCAUUCCUUGUUAAUGAUGCGAGGGAAAGCUGUAUCAGCAGAGUGUAAUCAGUGGCAAAACAGAAGUCCUGAAAUAAUUUCUACCAAUCCAGAUGUACUGGUAGCAUUAGGAAAAGAAGAGUUGCAGAAAGUAAAGAAUGAUCUUGAAAUGGUGCUGUCAACAGUUCAAUCAAAGAACAAAAAACUGACAGAAGAUCUGAAAAGAGAACAACAGUGGCACGAUGAACAGAUGCAGAUAGUAGAUGUUCUUAGUGGAAUUGAAGAAGAGAUGAAAAAUCAAUUUAUGCAAUUUUCUCAGAAAAGAGCAUUUCAAGAACUGAGAAGUGAAAUGCUGAAACUAAAGACAUAUAAGGAAGAACUCUUGAAAGCUUUGGGUGAGUUCCUAGAAGAGCAUUUUCCCCUUCCGAAAGAAGAUGGAAUGGCUAAAAAAGAGAAAAAGAACUCUUCUGAACUGGUAACCCUGCAUGAAAUUUUAGAGAUUCUUAUAAACAAAUUAAUAAGUACACCACACGAACCCUAUUUAACAAUCCGUGACUCGUUUUGGCCACCUUAUAUUGAGCUGCUCCUGCGAUCUGGAAUUGCACUGAGACAUCCAGAAGAUCCAAGCAGGAUACGCUUAGAAGCCUUUCAUCAGUAGAGAAAACUUCAUUUACUUUAAAGCAAAACACAACUGC
This is a messenger RNA of Tinamus guttatus (white-throated tinamou), 898 nucleotides long. It is a transcript of the gene CENPK, whose product is annotated as centromere protein K. The record is from RefSeq and is a predicted model, not a curated record. NCBI's taxonomy places the organism in Eukaryota, Metazoa, Chordata, Aves, Tinamiformes, Tinamidae. Gene Ontology annotation, biological process: kinetochore assembly; mitotic sister chromatid segregation. Gene Ontology annotation, cellular component: nucleus.